CGAAGGCUGCGCACGCCGAGGCCAGUACUUCGACGUAGCUACUUGCUGUGAAGUGCCAGCAUGUGGUUGUCCUGGCUGCUCUGUCUGUCCGUGCUGAGCGUGGACGCAAGGGGGAGUCUCGCCGGCAGAACAUUCGAUGGCCCGACCAUCGACAUCCCGGAGGGCUUCCUCAUUGGCGCCGGCUCGGCAGCUUUCCAGAUCGAGGGGUCGGAAAACGCAGAUGGCAAGGGCCCAAGUGUGCUGGAUGGUCUGGAUACGAAGGGGGCGGCAGACUCCUAUCGUCGCUACAAGGAAGACGUUCGGGCAAUAAAAGAUCUGAAGCUGCAAGCUUACCGGUUUUCCGUGUCCUGGCCGCGCGUCCUGCCUGACGGCGACAGCAAGAAGCCCAACCAGGCUGGCGUCGACUACUACAACAACCUCAUAAACGAGCUCAUCGACAACGGCAUCCAGCCAAUGAUUACCAUGCUCCACUACGACCUCCCCUUGGAGGUGCGAAAGAAAACGGGAGGUUGGACGGAUCGGAGAAUGGUUGACGCCUUUGCUGAGUACGGCGACUUCCUGUUCGAGAAUUUCGGUGACAGGGUGAAAUUGUGGACCACCGUCAAUGAGCCUAACUACUACUGCAUGAGCAGCGCCAUGGGAGGAGGUGGCCAGAACCCUGGCGAUGACUACAAGUGCGUGCACCAUGUCAUCCUGGCGCACAUGAAGACGUACCGGAUCUACCAGAUGAAAUAUAAAGCAAUCCAACAAGGCAAGGUCGGCACUGCCGCGCUGGCGCUGUGGGCCACACCCAACACGACCUCUUACGACGACAUCCAGGCGGCCGAGCGCACCAACCUGUUCAUGCUGGGCCUCAUGUACCACCCCGUGGUCUUCGGCGACUACCCUCCUGCCGUGAGGGAGCGCGUCGACCACUACAGCCGCCUGGAGGGCCGCAACGAGUCCAGGCUGCCGCACUUCACCGCCGUGGAAAGGAAACAUCUGAUCGGUUCCACCGACUUCCUCUGCUUCAACGCGUACAUGGGCAACAUUGUAGCGGACAGCACUUACGAACCGCACCCCGCUGCCGGCACCAUGGCGACCGACCGCGACUCUGUGGAGGUCGGCACCGACAGCACCCCGGGAAACUUCGGGGGCCAGUUCAUGAGGGCUGAUCCCAAGGUGCUUCGCGAGGCGCCACUCUGGAUCCACCGAAACUACAAGAUGCCAAUCAUGAUCACCGAGAACGGCUGGGCCGACCAGAGAGGUGGCACUGGUGACAACGACCCUCGGCACGACAGCCCGAGGGCGCCCUAUCACAGUGUCUAUCUGCAAGAGCUGCUGCGCGUCCAGAGGGAAGACGGCGUCGAUGUGUUGGGCUACAUGGUGUGGAGCCUUUUGGACAGUUUCGAGUGGUCGGCAGGUUUCAGCCGCAAGUUCGGGCUGGUGUACGUGGACUACGAGACCGGCAGCCUAAACCGCACGCUCAAAGAUUCUUCGUGGUUCUUCCAGUACAUGGGCGAGAACCGAAAGGUCCCUGUUCUCGAAUUUAAUUUCGACUUCAGUUCAGGCGCGACCAGGACCUUGUCUGCUCUCACCUUCGCCGUGAUCGCCGCUGCCACAGUGCUGUGGUGGGCCUAAUGCCUUUUUUAUAAU
Molecule: messenger RNA, 1635 nt
Organism: Thrips palmi
Lineage: Eukaryota; Metazoa; Arthropoda; Insecta; Thysanoptera; Thripidae
Product: lactase-phlorizin hydrolase-like
Exons: 10
Coding region: 61-1620 (519 amino acids)
Biological process (GO): carbohydrate metabolic process
Molecular function (GO): beta-glucosidase activity
Source: RefSeq, a predicted model, not a curated record